UACACACAAACACACAUACACACACAUAUCAGUCGGGACGAUUAGGUAUACGGUCAAGAAGGGUAUCUGUCUGUCGGGCAUUGAUAUUGUGCAGCGGGAAAAACCGUAGAGCUGAAUGGAAUCGAUUGAGGUUCAUUCAUGAACAUGUCACCCGCCACAGGGAUUCUACCUGCCUAAGCGUGGGAAACUUGAUCGCAGCCAGGAUCGUCACAUCAGGAGAUCGGAGAUCGGAGAUCGAUAGAUUGACCGGCAGGUAGACUGGUAGGAAUGGUAAACUGGGCUGCUCCGCAAUUGCGUCGGCUUGGUCUGUUGGGUUAUUUGUGCGAUUGUUGGGAGUUUCUGUUCAUGAAAAAGUCCCAAGUGGAAAACGACAAAUUUCCGGUUUUUUGGUCAUGCUCCUUGUAUUUCCCACGGCCCAAGACGAUUGGCCAACGUAUAAAACCAGGCCACAGGCUCCGAUCAGCAAUCAGUCGAUCCAACGACAGCACAGAGAUCACACACACAGAUCAUUAUGUUUCAUAUACUACAAAUACUACUGAGCAUUUCCAGCACGGCGAUUGCAGCCAAUAUUGCGGAGCCCGGAAAUUAUUAUCAAUACACACAGUUCCAGGCUCCGCUCUCCUGGGAAACCAUCAUCUCCAGCAGCCUCGAAAGCGCCAUCGACAGUUGUCAGCAGAGCUUCAAGUGGCAGCGUUGGAACUGCCCCAGUGGAGACUUCAUCGAGCGGCGUUCUUCCCCAACUGAAACCCGUAAAUUGGAUCGCGAGGAUGUCUAUGUGGCCAGCAUUUCCAUGGCUGCCAUAGUGCACACAUUGACCAGGGAUUGUGCGAAUGGCGUCAUCGCUGGAUGUGGGUGCAGUGAGAAUGCCAUGAACGUUCCCUGUGACCACGAGCCAGCCAAGGCAAUUGAGCUCUAUGAACAGCGCUUUGGCAUGGGAGCUGGUGUCAUUGGCCACAAUCAGCGGGUGGUUGCAGCUCUUCUAGAGCAAUCCUUGGAGCAUGAGUGCCAUUGCAAGCAGCAGGGUCCACAGGGCAACUGCCUGAAGGAAGAAUGCGUUAAGGUGUUGAAGCCCUUUGAAUCCCUGGCACAGGAUCUGCUGCUGAUGUACGACGAUGCCAUUCAGCUGGACUCGACCACCAGAAAUCUGAAGAUCAUGUGGCAGAACAUUCCCCUCGACUCGCUCGUCUACAUGGAGGACUCACCGAAUUACUGCGAGCCCGAGUCCAGCGGACGCUGGGCGGGCACAAGGGGACGACAGUGCACCAAGUUGAGUGGCAGCUCCGUCGAGGAGCGUCUCUCCUGUCAGCAACUGUGCCGCGUCUGUGGCUUCCGCGUUCGCUCCCAACACGUGCGCCACGAGCGCAGAUGCAACUGCAAGCUGGUCUGGGGAUUCCGAUUGCAAUGCGAUGUUUGCGUUCAACUGGAGCGACAACACAGCUGCUACUGAGAGAGAGCAGUCGAGAGAGUUACGAAGAGAGAAAGCGAGAGACUGACCAACUUGGGGCGCAGGUUGAGCCCGUAACAUUUACUAUUAGUUCUAAGUUUAUUUAUUUGUACCUAUUUAAAAUUUAUUGCUUAAACAAUAAG
This is a messenger RNA of Drosophila innubila, 1587 nucleotides long. It is a transcript of the gene wntD, whose product is annotated as wnt inhibitor of Dorsal protein. Gene Ontology annotation, cellular component: extracellular region. The record is from RefSeq and is a predicted model, not a curated record. The coding region runs from base 512 to 1447 and encodes 311 amino acids. Gene Ontology annotation, biological process: neuron differentiation; canonical Wnt signaling pathway; cell fate commitment. Gene Ontology annotation, molecular function: cytokine activity; frizzled binding. The transcript has a single exon. Lineage: Eukaryota; Metazoa; Arthropoda; Insecta; Diptera; Drosophilidae.